This is a messenger RNA of Rotaria sp. Silwood1, 1575 nucleotides long. NCBI's taxonomy places the organism in Eukaryota, Metazoa, Rotifera, Eurotatoria, Philodinida, Philodinidae. The record is from the annotation of a GenBank genome assembly.
AUGACCAACAAUAUCGGUGAGACAAUAACAACGGCUAAAACAUUUCGUUUUGCUGCAGGCCAAAUCUUGACUCUUGAUGAAGAUAAAAUCGAAAAAAUUCCAUAUUUAGCUGCUAUUGUGUCUUCUGCGGAUUGUUUCGAAUCAACACGCGACAACCUUGGCCAUUAUAAACUCGAUCCACACAUCGAAUAUAAACACUUUUGUUUUGCUCUCGAGACGCUUUCAUUUCAUUCAGUUCGACAACUAUUUACUCAUCUAUCGAAACAGAAUCAUAUUAUACCAAUAAUUGCUCUUCUCGAUUUUCUUGGCAUUGGACCACAACCAGAUCCUACUUUGCGGGAAGUCGAUUCUGUUUUCUUUUCAACUUUAGUAUACAGUCCUAUGUUACAAAAAUACUUACAGAUAAUUAGACCAUGUGUUCUUCAAGACAUGGCUGUUCGAUUCGCAAUUGCCAUGGCUAAAGAAGAAUAUGAUUUUACUAAUUGUAAAGUGAUCGAUCAAAUACAUUGGUUUAUUAUGUUUAUUCUAAGUGCUUAUGAAUUAUUUGGAUCACGUCUUCGUUAUCAUGUAUACAAAAUUGCUGAACAUUGUUUUUCUAUUUUCAAACCUUCGCUAUUAAAAUCUCUCCAGAAAAUUAUAUAUAAAAUAGAAAAAGAUGAAAAAAUAUUUCUUUCAGCAUCAAGUGAAGACGAUGUUGAUCCUGAUGAAGACAACAAACGUUCUUUGGAGCAAAUUCUUGACAUAUCGUAUCCAAAGAUAUCUUCUUUCGAGUAUUCAACAUUAAAACAGCGGCAGGAAUUAAUUCUUCAUCGAACAUACACAGAUAAGCAUCGGAUUUGGUUUAGGAGAACAUUUGAACAGACGGAAAUUCUGGAACCAGUAUAUCGGCGUGUACUAGAGAUCAUGUAUGAGCGUUUACAAAGCGAAAUAUGUCAACGCGUAGUAAUUGAACUACGCAAAAGGAAAGUUUUACAUAACAACGUAGAAGAAUAUUUCGAUUUAGAGUAUUAUUUGUUCCUAUCAGACCACGAAGGUUUACCAAAAGCAAUAUAUGACAUAUUUAAACAUGAACGAAUACAAAAAGAAAUACAUGAACGUAUAUUAGAAGAAAUAUGCAUAUUAACACCAAAACUAGAAAAAAGACAUAGUGAAUUAGUGACACAAAUACGACAAUAUGAACAAAGUCAUGAUAUAUUUCAUGGAAAUGGAUGGAAUGUAUUCGAUUUCUAUCUCUUUGGUUCUUCAUUUUUUGAAAGUCUACAAGAAGAAGCUUUAUCUUAUGAACUCAUACUUGACAAAUUACGUCAUGGUUCAAGCAUAGAAACAGAAAUGUAUCAACGUGUAAUUGAUGCAUUGCAUCGAACUGCUCUAACACAGUUCGUACAUUGGAAGAAUACCCAUCAGGAUAUAAGUAAACUACAAUAUCAAUUAUCAACAUGUCAUUCAACAGGAAAAUAUCCUUCUGUUAUAUUAAAUGCCUUAAUAAAUCCAAGCUAUCAAAUUUCCGAACUCAAACCAUUACCAAAACUUCAAUAUAAAUAUUCGAUACGUCAGUUAAAAAAAUUUCGGUCAUAA